AUGAAUGAUCACAACAACAAGGAAAAUCCACGAUCACAUCCUAAUAUACAGCAUAAUAAUGGCUUUGCUGUUCCUCCAAAAAAGACAAACUCUACACUCACCACAACAGCAAGACCAUCAUCAGUUAAUAGCAAAGCCACAACCUCAAAAGUAAAUAAUAGUAUAGUAGAAAAGGUUAACAACUCAGAGGAUGAAGUUGUUUAUCCUGAUCAUCCUAGAAACGAUUGGACUAUUAAUGAUUUUGAAAUUGGUAAACCUUUAGGUACCGGAAAGUUUGGUAGAGUUUAUUUAGCCAGAGAGAAGAAAUCUAAAUUCAUUGUUGCUCUCAAAUUACUUGAUAAGAAACAAUUGGAGAAGGAAAAAGUGGCUCACCAACUCAGAAGAGAAAUUGAAAUUCAAUCACAUUUGAGACAUAAGAAUAUUCUUCGUCUGUAUGGCUAUUUCUAUGAUGAAAAGAAAGUUUAUCUGAUAUUGGAAUAUGCUCCAGGUGGAGAAAUGUAUCACUUCCUUCAGAAAUGUACUAGAUUUUCAGAAGAACAAACUUCCAAAUUCAUGUAUCAAAUGGCCAGAGCUUUGAAAUAUUGUUCUGCAAAACAUGUUAUCCAUCGUGAUAUCAAACCAGAAAAUCUCUUAUUGGAUGGCAAUGGUGAAUUGAAGAUUGCAGAUUUUGGUUGGGCUGUUCAUGCUCCAACAAGUAGAAGAAAGACACUUUGUGGUACAUUGGACUAUUUACCUCCAGAAAUGAUUGAGAAGAAAGCUCACAAUGCAACUGUAGAUUUGUGGUGUAUUGGAGUUCUGUGUUAUGAAUUUUUAACAGGAAAUCCACCAUUCUUUGCACAAGAUGAUAAGUCAACCAUGAGAAAUAUUGUUGCUGUAAGAUAUUCCUUCCCUGAAUACGUAGGAGAUGAGGCAAAAGAUUUAGUAAGAAAACUUCUUGUUAAGGAGCCAUCCAAUCGUAUCACACUUGAACAAGUUCUCAAACAUCCUUUCAUUAUUACAUACAAUAAGAAUAAGGACGAAAUGUAA
Naegleria gruberi is the source of this 1026-nucleotide messenger RNA. RefSeq lists its product as uncharacterized. Gene Ontology annotation, cellular component: spindle midzone; spindle pole centrosome; spindle microtubule. NCBI's taxonomy places the organism in Eukaryota, Heterolobosea, Eutetramitea, Acrasida, Naegleriidae. The transcript has a single exon. Gene Ontology annotation, molecular function: ATP binding; protein kinase activity. Gene Ontology annotation, biological process: mitotic spindle organization; protein phosphorylation; regulation of cytokinesis. The coding region runs from base 1 to 1026 and encodes 341 amino acids. The record is from RefSeq and is a predicted model, not a curated record.